CGCAGAAGGCCAGCCAUGUCCCGGCCAGGGCUCCUGCUCCUGCUCUUGCUGCUGGCACCGUCGCCAAUGCAGCCCUCCUUGCUGCCACCGCCGGACACCCCAGAGGGCAAGACCACCAUCACGGGCCUCAUCCUGUCUGCGCUGGACAGAGCCACGUCCUUCCUGAAGAAGAGGCUGAGGGAAAUCAACCUGGAUGGUGUGGUGGGUUUCCGGGUGCUGGAAGUGCAGCUCAAAGGUGCUCAGGAGAAGUGGUCCCAGGACCCCCGGCUGCAGCCGCUCGGCAUGCACGUGGGGAAGCUGGCGGAAAAGCUGGCUCCUCUCCUCCACAGAUCCAUCUUCUACCUCAACCUGAGUGACCCCAAGUACCUAAGAGAGUUCCAGCCGACCAUCGAGUCCGGGUUUUGGAAGCUCCCACACACCUGGACCCACACCAAGGCCUCCAUGGUCUACCCCACAUUCGAGCAGCAGGAGUCCUUCUCAGAGGAGCACAGUGACUUGUGCCUGGUGCAGCUGCUGGGAAGCAGGAUGAACAGCAGCCAGCCCUGCAGGCUCUCCGAUUUCUGCAGGACCCUCAUGACCAGGCCCGGCUGCUCUGGCUACUACCUGUCCCACCAGCUGCUCUUCUUCCUCGUGGCCAGAAUGAGGGGAUGCACGAAGGGGCUAUUCGGCCAGAGCCAGCACUACAUGAACCUCUUCUGCGCCAAUAUGAUGGACCUGAACCAGAGAGCUGAGGCCAUUGGAUAUGCCUACCCCACCCGGGACCUCUUCAUGGAAAACAUCAUGUUCUGUGGAAUCAGCGGCUUCUCUGACUUCUACAAGCUCCGGUGGCUGGAGGCCAUUCUCAGCUGGCAGAAGCCGCAGGAAGGAUGCUUUGGGAAGCCAGCUGCUGAAGAUGAAGAAUUACCUAAAGCCAUUCAGUACCAACAGCAUUUUUUGAGAAGAGUGAAGAGGCGAGAAAAACAAUUUACAGAUGGCUGCUCCUCCCACAAUACAGCCAUGGCUGUCGCGGCCCUGGGGGGCUUCCUCUACGUCCUGGCGGAAUACCCCCCAGCAGACGGAGAGCUGCAGCCGUCCACACCGACUCCACCCAAUGGCUACUGACAUGGAUGGUUCCACACCAGGAAGAUGAAAUGCACACCUUUAGUCCUUCCUUCCUUAAGUCCCAGGGCCUGGCUCACACCCUGCGGAGGAGGCAGCUGAAUCAAAACAACCCAGCAUCAUCCCCUCGGGGAGCAGGGCUGGGGAGGUGGGGGUGGGAGCAGAUGAAUAAAUUUAGAGUGCAGUUGAGUGGGGCAUUGGGUCUUGUUUCUCAGCCUUUUGGACAAUUUCUAGGGCUCUGUUUUGAGUCUUCAACCCCACCAGCACAAGUUCUAAGAAGAUCCAUAAACUUGAGUCUUCAAGGCAAUUUGUUCAGAUGUCAACUGGUACAUCCUUCCCAGGGAGAGAAAGAAGGGUCUCUGAAAAUAAGUUGUGACCUAGAACUCGAAAUGUAACUACCAAAGACACCACGGAAAGCCUUUAUAUCCCGUGCAGAGAGCGCUACCAUAUCCUUAUGUGCAUCAUGUCAUGUUGCAAAAGGCAGUGCAACAUGUGAUUAACAGUGUGGUUCUGUGCCCAGGCUGCCUGAGUCCAAAUCCCAGUUGUCCCACUAAUUAGCUCUGUGUCCUUGGGCAAAGUCAUUUAGUGUCCCCGUGACUCAGUUUCCCCAUCAGUACAAUUGGGAUAAUUACAGCACCUAUCCCAAUAUUACCUCCACAGCUGUGAGAGUUAUGUCUGUAGAGUACUGAGAAUGGUACCCAUAAUGUAGUAGGGGCCAGGUAAGUGUUACCUGCUCCCACAUAGUGAUGAUGUCACAUUCCGUGGGAGCUUGUCCCGAAGCAGUGGAGGGGGCAGCUGACUCCUCAACAUUUCUCUCCUUCCCAGCUUGCUGCUUUUCCCUCCUGUUCUGCUUCAG
This is a messenger RNA of Hippopotamus amphibius kiboko, 1954 nucleotides long. It is a transcript of the gene C9H16orf89, whose product is annotated as chromosome 9 C16orf89 homolog. The coding region runs from base 16 to 1101 and encodes 361 amino acids. Gene Ontology annotation, cellular component: cytosol; membrane. The record is from RefSeq and is a predicted model, not a curated record. NCBI's taxonomy places the organism in Eukaryota, Metazoa, Chordata, Mammalia, Artiodactyla, Hippopotamidae. The transcript has 8 exons.